UUCUGAGUAGAGGAAAUGAUGUUGAGGUGUUGUUUUUGCUUGACGAAAUUUACGAAAGACUUUCAAAACUGAACGAAACGUAUGCGACACAAGAGCAUCAAUUUCAAUGUCCCUCAGUUGAAAUUCCAUAUUUACAUUUGAAAUGGAACGAACCAUUUAUGAUGAGUUUUUCUACCAGGAUUGAUGAUAAAGACAUUGUUAACAUGAAAGAGGCCCUUAAAAUAACGACAAAAACGUGUGAACCGAAACGUCCCUCGGUACAAAAUUCAUCAAGUAACUUGUCUGAACAAAAACAAAAUUCAAAAAGUCUACCAAAUCUUACUCUUAAAGAGAAACCUCAUGAGACUUUUAGGCUCCAGUUCAAUAAAAAUCUUUAUCUAGAUGACGUCAGCGAUUUGCGCACCCCCGUGUUUACCAGUGUUGCAUGGACGGCCGAUGGUCGUAUAGCGGCAAUAGACAGAGAAAACAACAAAAUCAAAAUUUUAACACACGACACUGAAGUACAUGCAGUUAAAUCAAUAAAGGUACCAGGUGCAUGUGUGAUUUCCUCAUAUCGAAUGGGAUUUGCUUGUCUCGCUGGUUCAAGGUUGCUUAUUUUCGAUCAAAACUUUAAUGAAUUGAACAGAUUUGAAGGAAUUUCAACGAUAAUCACACAACAUCCAGAAUGCGAUACACUAGCGUGGAUGUCAAAGAAAAAGGUUUUUAUCAAAACCUGUGACAGGAUCGAUGAACGGGAAAUAUUAAACGACCAAGGGAAAAAAUUCUCCUUCGGCAAACCGGUGUAUGCCAGCCGUCUUCCGAACAAAACACUGAUCGUGUCCGACUGGAUAAAAGACCGUGUGUACCUGCUUGACCAAGACUGCAAGAUUUUCAAGAGAAUUAAUGCCUACCCAGGAUCAAUUGCUUUUGAUACUGAAAAUAACAUUUUUAUAUCUGAAUACUUUGAUGGGAGUCUUUCAAUAUUUGACAGCAAAGGGAUUAAUAAAUCCUUUAUCAAAAUUGACAAAUGGCAGACUAAACCAAGAAGCAUUGCUAUUUUCAAAGAUGCUCUACUUAUCGCAAGUUCAAACAAAGUCAAUAUGUAUAAUUUGUUGUCUUAAAUGAUUUAAUGACCAUAUCUUAAAAUAGACUAGUGUAUUCAAAGAUGUCCCAUAUUAUUUAAC
Messenger RNA from Saccostrea cuccullata (small rock oyster), 1163 nucleotides. RefSeq lists its product as uncharacterized. The record is from RefSeq and is a predicted model, not a curated record. Lineage: Eukaryota; Metazoa; Mollusca; Bivalvia; Ostreida; Ostreidae. The transcript has a single exon. The coding region runs from base 159 to 1100 and encodes 313 amino acids.